GGUGCUUGGCCUUGUGGUCCCGGAUAUUGUGGUUCAGAGUCUGUUUCUAUUCCUCUUGUACCUUUUGGUUCUCUUUCCAGCCUGCGAAAGCGUUCGACCGCUCAGAGAACAACGGAGCAACCACUGGUAUUCAGACCUUCCACCUUCCUUGAAAAGACACCCGAGAUGGCGAAGAUAAUGAACAACGCCAACACCCUGCGCAAAGCGCUCAAUACGGGGUCUGGCCUAUCUUUUGGUGCCUGGCAAAUGCUGCCCGGGUCAUACCUCUCCAGGACCAUUGCCAGAGCGGGCUUCGACUGGGUCUGCAUUGACUGCGAGCAUGGAAACAUUGCAGACAACGAGAUGCACGAGUCUGUCCACGCCCUCGCCUCAGUAAACGUCAGCCCCAUCGUCCGUAUACCAGCGAACGAAGGUUGGAUGGUCAAGCGUGCUCUGGAUGCCGGCGCACACGGAAUUAUCGUCCCCCUCUUGACCAGUGUCGACGACGCGAAGAAGUUGGUUCAGACUGCCAAAUUCCCACCGUAUGGAAAGAGAGGGUUCGGUAGCCCAUUCUCCAUGGGCUCUUUUGAGGUCCAAGGAAACUUGUCCGGCUUUGACUAUAUGACGAAUGCCAACGACAACCUCCUGACAAUCGUACAAAUUGAGACCAAGGAGGCGUUGGACAGCGUCGAGGAGAUUGCCAGGGUAGACGGAAUCGACGUUCUUUUCAUCGGUCCUUGGGAUCUGGGAAACAACAUCGGCCAUCCGGUCACAGGAGACUUCAGCCCAGAAUUGCAAAAGGCCAUUGCCAGGAUUCUGAAGGCGGCUCAAGAUGCAGGCAAGAAGUCGGGUAUUUACUGUCCGUCAGGCGAAUUUGCCAGAAGAUAUGCGGACAUGGGUUUCCAGAUGAUUUCCGUGGUGAACGAUAUGACUGCAGUUCCAACAUUUAUGGCCGACUCCUUAUCAAAAGCGAAAGGGUCAUAUGGCCAUGCCGCUGCGCAGGCUGUCAAAGGAGCUGCAUAUGGCGCAGUCAACUUGGCGACCGGGGAGAAAUAGAAAUUCAGACAGCCCAAGCAUUAAAUCGAAGACUGUUCCACC
Exophiala oligosperma is the source of this 1077-nucleotide messenger RNA. RefSeq lists its product as uncharacterized. The transcript has 5 exons. Bases 166 to 1035 code for a protein of 289 amino acids. NCBI's taxonomy places the organism in Eukaryota, Fungi, Ascomycota, Eurotiomycetes, Chaetothyriales, Herpotrichiellaceae. Gene Ontology annotation, molecular function: aldehyde-lyase activity. Gene Ontology annotation, cellular component: cytoplasm. The record is from RefSeq and is a predicted model, not a curated record.